Anopheles moucheti is the source of this 1397-nucleotide messenger RNA. It is a transcript of the gene Vps16B, whose product is annotated as vacuolar protein sorting-associated protein 16B. The record is from RefSeq and is a predicted model, not a curated record. Gene Ontology annotation, biological process: vacuolar transport; intracellular protein transport. Lineage: Eukaryota; Metazoa; Arthropoda; Insecta; Diptera; Culicidae. The transcript has 6 exons. Gene Ontology annotation, cellular component: cytoplasm. The coding region runs from base 51 to 1397 and encodes 448 amino acids.
GCGAGCCCAUUGCCGAUAAAGUUCCGCUGCGAGUUUCUUGUUUUUGCGAGAUGGAAUCCAAAGACGACGAUUAUUGGAAUGAUUCGGCGAGCAAAUCGUUCAACUUCGACGAAGACGAUGUGGCUGUCCUCGAGAUUGCAAGCAAUAACAACAAACGAAGCCUAUUUGGUGAUGAUACCGCAUCAGAAUCAAACUAUUCCAGUGGCCAGCGGGAACUUCCGCUGCACACCAUUAUCUCGGACGAAAAUCUUGAAAUCAUAUUGCAAGAACAGUCGCGCAAUGAAAUGACCAUUCCAAAGGGAAUAUCGCUCGAGGAGGAAGUAAAACUGUUGCGAAAGAAGAUACAAGAGUUUAACUACGCUCCGUCGGCAGCAUCGGUCAUCCGGAAGCUGAUACUCGGUAAACCCUGUUCGCUGGAAAUGUUUCGAUCGAUGGCCGAAAAAGAACAACUGCUUGAUGAAGCGAUCGCUUCCGGGUGUGGUAAUGCGAUUCUGAAAGUUACCCUGUUUCUGGACCAAACGCUAAAAAAGAAACUUUUCUACACGUUGCUACAAACUCGCCCCGAGGCCGUUCAUCAUUACGUGAACUAUCUAUCUCUUCGGCUGAAGGUGACGGAAUGUACCGAUUUGCUGGUAUUUUUAGGAAGGCACCAUGACGCGAGUUUAUUACAAUUCUCAAUAUUUGUAUGCAGCACAUCGAAUCUCGAUAUAAAGCGACAAAGGUUGAAAAAGAUUUACAGCGACUAUUUUUCUCAGCCGGGUGCAAACACUUUCUACACGCAAUUGGUGAUCAACUAUUUGAAUCUCUUAGAAUAUCAAACCGGGGAACUUCAUUCAUCGGGAGGAAGCAGCAAAGCGCUGGCCAUCCAGGACAAAUCAGUACUGGAAACGCUGAAUUACGUUUGUGGGAAGUACAAAUGGGGUGACACUUCGCUGCAAACGAACGACAAUCCAUUCAAGCUAGCGGAAUACCAUCAAGUAUCGCAGGCCCAGUUCGAGUGGGUCGCGUUGAAUGAACGUGCGAGACAACAGGCGUGGCUAGACUUUGAUCACAUUUUCGAACGAAAAGCAUGGCUGAAGUUGAAACAAAAAUCGUUCAAAAUUAACAUUCCCAUAGAUCGCACGAUCCUGCGACUGUAUUCACUGCACGCACCCGAUCCGGUGCUGAAUACGUUUCUCGCCAAAUUGGAAGAUCCGCACAGGCGAUUGGCUUUAGCGAGGAAGGUUAAUUCGAAGCACGGUAUCGUGGAUGCGCUUGUUCUCUUGAAGGAUCGUGCAGAACUGGAAAACUAUCGAAAUUCGCUUGAUACCGGCACAGAGGAACGGCUUUAUGCGGAAAAUGCUCUUAAAUCUUUGAAUAAUAAAUGGAAAAGUGAUGCUAUGAAGCUUAUCAAGUAA